Messenger RNA from Rhipicephalus sanguineus (brown dog tick), 822 nucleotides. RefSeq lists its product as uncharacterized. The record is from RefSeq and is a predicted model, not a curated record. The coding region runs from base 112 to 822 and encodes 236 amino acids. The transcript is spliced from 5 exons. NCBI's taxonomy places the organism in Eukaryota, Metazoa, Arthropoda, Arachnida, Ixodida, Ixodidae.
AGCACAUGUUCCUGCCGCUGUUCUUGGAGGUUCAUUCCACGCAAGGGUCGAUCCAUCAUCAAAGCACGAGUCAAGUUUCUCCGGAGCUGAAAUUCAAUUACCGUGCCCGUCAUGAAGCACGACUCGUGGACUCUGUCAAAAUUUCGAUGGAGGAAAGAGAAAAAAUCAGAGGUCCCGCCUCGAACGGACAGCAAGGCACCGGAAAAAACGCCUCAACCCACGCUCGUGUCGCAGAUGGACCCUGGAGUGGACCCCACCGUAGUAGCAAGAUACAAGCGCAAUCGCUACAUGGAUCGAAAGUUUCUUCAGAAGCCAAAAGCUGUCGCGGAUGCUGCCCAGGAUGACUUCGGCUCGGCUCUGUUUGGAUCUAGGGUGUCCCUGCGGACCCUUGCGCCUACGGCACCGGAUGCGGCCUCGUUGCACACGACCGCGGCUGCUGCUGCGACCGGCCCGCCCCUGGUGCCCUUCUUUCCUCCGCGAUCAGUGCUACGCGGCGGCUUCGGCCGCUACCAGGGCCCGCUGAGCCAGUGGCAGAUCGCCGCCGACAUGUACAUCGACAGCGACAUCCGCAAGAGGGGCCGGCGAAGAGUUGUGAGCCAUUCGAGCGGCGAGGCGAAGGCACCCAUGGCGCCAGUGGAGCGCGUGGAGCGGAGACCAGACCGGCCACCAGCCGAGCCCUGCCCUCGACGCGAGGACGUGGACCGCGAGCUGGGCCUACCACGGCGCCGGCUCGUGCUCAAGGGACCGCUGCACGCCACAUCAUACGCGCACUGGUAUUCGAGGGUCUUCAGCCCGGCCUCUUCGUCCAACGAGGACUGCUGA